Molecule: messenger RNA, 1596 nt
Organism: Penicillium daleae
Lineage: Eukaryota; Fungi; Ascomycota; Eurotiomycetes; Eurotiales; Aspergillaceae
Exons: 6
Coding region: 1-1596 (531 amino acids)
Molecular function (GO): oxidoreductase activity
Source: RefSeq, a predicted model, not a curated record
AUGUUCUCUAAGAAGGAGCUGGGUCUGUUAGCGGUUGCGUUGGCCACGCAAACAUGUGCCGCGGCGACAACUCAGGCCAGUGAUGCGCACGCCACUUGCCAGAAGACAACGGUCGCUAUCCUGGGAGGUGGCAUGGCUGGUGUUGCUGCGGCACAAGCUCUGACCAACUCGUCGAUUCACGACUUUGUGAUUAUCGAGUACCGGGAUACCCUCGGUGGCCGUGUCGCCCAUACCGACUUUGGCAAGGAUCCCAAUGGCAAGCCGUACACAGUGGAGCUGGGAGCCAACUGGGUGCAAGGACUAGGAUCUCCCGGAGGCCCUGAGAACCCCAUCUGGACUUUUGCAAAGAAGUGGGGUCUGAACAACACCUACUCCAACUACAGCUCGAUUCUCACCUACAACGAGACCGGUUAUGUAGACUACAGUUCUCUUUUGGAUGAAUAUGAGACUCUUUUUGGUGAUGCUGCCGAUGCAGCUGGAGUCCUUUUGACCGAUAAUGGCCAGGAUCAAACUGCCCGCACUGGUCUGGCUCUGGCAGGUUGGAGGCCCAAGAUCGACGACAUGGCCCGCCAGGCCGUGGAGUGGUGGGAGUGGGACUGGGAGGAUUCAUAUUCACCCGACGAAAGCUCCUUCAUUUUCGGCGUCGCCGGUGAGAACUUGACCUUCAACCAGUUCAGCGACGAAAACAACUAUGUCUGGGACCAGCGUGGCUACAACCGAAUCAUCAUCAAAGAGGCGUCGACUUUCCUCAAGGACAAUGACCCGCGCCUCCAACUCAAUUCGAUCAUCACCAACGUCACCUACUCCGACGACGGCGUUGUUAUUUACAAGGAAGACGGUAGCUGCGUAUCCGCCGCUUACGCAGUCUGCACCUUCUCGCUCGGCGUGCUCCAGAACAACGCCGUCUCGUUCAGCCCUGCCUUCCCUGACUGGAAGCAGACUGCUAUUGAGAAGUUCACCAUGGGCACAUACACAAAGAUCUUCCUCCAGUUCAACGAGACCUUCUGGCCUCGCGAUACCCAGUACUUCCUGUACGCCGAUCCUACCAGCCGCGGCUACUACCCCGUCUGGCAAUCUCUGUCUGCCCCAGGCUUCAUCCCAGAGUCAAACAUCAUCUUCGUCACCGUCGUCUCACAGGACUCCUACCGCGUCGAACGCCAAUCAGACGAGGAGACUCAGAAAGAAGUCAUGGCCGUCCUGCGCAAGAUGUACCCAGACCUUGACAUCCCCGAGCCCACGGCCUUCAUGUACCCGCGCUGGUCAACGACCCCCUGGGCGUACGGCAGUUACUCGAACUGGCCCCCAUCGACCACUCUCGAGAUGCACGAGAACUUGCGCGCGAACGUGAACCGCCUCUGGUUCGCGGGCGAGGCUACCAGCGCAGGGUACUUCGGCUUCUUGCAUGGCGCUUGGUUCGAGGGUCGUGAUGCGGGUGAGCGGAUUGCAGAGUUGUUGGGUGGUAAGUGUGCGAAGACGAAUAGCUCGGGCACUUGUGGAAACCGGAAGUACUGGGAGGGACUGCACGGUAGCUCGCCGCUUGCGGAUUAUAGUGCCUUUGAUGGGUGGGAUACUAGCAGCUUCUACUCGAGCUACUAA